GCUUAGGUGCCCGAGCUACUGAGGGUCUAGGUCCGGGCAGCCGAAGAGUGUGGUAGGUAACGGUCGUCAGCGCAAGGGUCAUUUCGUCGCUGGGAAGGGACGGCCCUCGCCCGCGGUGAUGGUGGUUAGCAAGAUGAACAAAGAUGCGCAGAUGAGAGCAGUGAUUAACCAGAAGUUGAUAGAAACUGGAGAAAGAGAACGCCUCAAAGAGUUGCUGAGAGCUAAAUUAAUUGAAUGUGGCUGGAAGGACCAGUUGAAGGCACACUGUAAAGAGGUAAUUAAAGAAAAAGGACUAGAACACGUUACUGUUGAUGACUUGGUAGCUGAAAUCACACCAAAAGGCAGAGCCCUGGUACCUGACAGUGUAAAGAAGGAGCUCCUACAAAGAAUAAGAACAUUCCUUGCUCAGCAUGCCAGCCUUUAAGAUUGGAUGAGAUUGUGUUGUUUUGUGGUUUUAUUUCUGAAAGUAAAACUUGCCAUAAAUUAGCAAUCAA
Zalophus californianus (California sea lion) is the source of this 494-nucleotide messenger RNA. Its product is annotated as transcription and mRNA export factor ENY2-like. Lineage: Eukaryota; Metazoa; Chordata; Mammalia; Carnivora; Otariidae. Gene Ontology annotation, molecular function: transcription coactivator activity; chromatin binding. Gene Ontology annotation, cellular component: nuclear pore; SAGA complex; DUBm complex. The record is from RefSeq and is a predicted model, not a curated record. Gene Ontology annotation, biological process: positive regulation of DNA-templated transcription; regulation of transcription by RNA polymerase II; poly(A)+ mRNA export from nucleus. The transcript has a single exon. The coding region runs from base 119 to 424 and encodes 101 amino acids.